This is a messenger RNA of Terrapene triunguis (Three-toed box turtle), 3420 nucleotides long. RefSeq names its product cilia and flagella associated protein 43 (gene CFAP43). Gene Ontology annotation, molecular function: protein binding. Lineage: Eukaryota; Metazoa; Chordata; Testudines; Emydidae. The transcript has 26 exons. Gene Ontology annotation, cellular component: axoneme. The record is from RefSeq and is a predicted model, not a curated record. The coding region runs from base 16 to 3420 and encodes 1134 amino acids. Gene Ontology annotation, biological process: sperm axoneme assembly; cilium assembly.
GAAUUAGUUGAGGUGAUGGCACUUCUUUGUCCACCAGACAUCAGAAGAGCAAGACUAGAAAUCUUUUGUCUGCCUUCAGCAAUCACAAUAGACAAUGAUGAGUGUAUUGAUGAAAGAGGGCUGCUAAAGAACUCUGUCAUUCAGAAGCGCCAGUACGAACUAGAUUACCCCCUGUCCUCAGCAGUCAGACAGAAAGAUGACACCGUGUAUGGCUACUGCAACCACGCACCUUUCAUCUGUAAAUACCAUCUUGCCAAAAAGAAAACCUGGAAAGAUGCGUCAGUUACUUUAUCAGAGAAGAAGAUUCCAAGCAACCAGUUUGCACCAGGGUUCCUCCAUUUUUCACCUAACAGCCAGCUGUUGGCAUCAGUGGCUAAGGAUGGAGUAUUGUUUAUCCAUGAUGCUGUUACUUUGGAAACAGUUGCUCGGGAGCAUUGCCAUUCUUACCAAGGACAGGGAAUUGGAUCCUUGGCAUUUUCAUUGGAUGGCCAGUUCAUUCUUGUCAAUGGCGUGGAUGAUGGUACCCUUGUAUGCCUGAAAUGGAAGACUGGAGACGAUGAAAUUAAGGAAGCUACUGAUUAUUGGCGACUCAUUCUCGCCGUUCUGAACAACUCAAUUUACAGUGAAAAUACUGUUUUAAAGUCCAUGGCGGAAUGGAACAUUGCUACAGAGUCCCUACUGGAAUCAUCCUUGGAAAAGGAAUCUCAGGAAAUGCUCCAGAAGAAACCAAGUGUGGAGGUGACGGAUGAAGAUAGCUACCACAACCUGAACAUACUCAGUACUGAUGAAAUGACAUGGCUCAACCAGAAAGUUCAGAAGGCCAUCAAAGAAGAGAUCAAGAAGUUUGCUGACAAGAGGAAAGAACUGAAAAAAGGAAUUAAAAAGCUCCGUAAAACUAUUCAGGAAAUGAUGUAUGAAAAUGAACAGGUGCCUGAUAUUGAAAGACUGGACCAGCAGGAAUUCAACCUGGACAUCGAAGAACAGGAAAGGCUGCAGGCGGAGAGUGAACAAGAAGUGGCCAGGGUAAGGAAGGAGAUUGAGAUGGAGAAUCUAGCCAAAUGCUAUCUGCGUGACAUCAUCAAAAAGGAAUGCUGGAACUCCAUGUCCAUAAAAGGUCGUGCAAUUAAGUGCUUCCAUGCAGCCUAUAAGGUGACGAAUUACCCAAUGAAAGAACGUAGUAAAGAAGAGUUGGAAGCCUUGGAAAGGGUACUGCAGUUAAAGAAGAUUGAGUCAGCUGAUUUUAAGAUUCGGAAGGAGAUUGUUGAGAUUCAGUCUCAGGCUGUACCACCUAAGGAGGAAGGGGAGAAGGUGGAAGAAGAAGCUGUGACUGAUGAGAGCACCUCCAAUUCCCUGAUCGGGAGCCUGAGUGCUCAGUUUGGGGGAGACACAUCCAUCUUAUACCACCAAAUGGACCUGCACACCAGGGAGGAGAAGAUUAAUCAGAUCAUAUUACUGCAGGACAUCAUUUACAAAGUGAAAACUGCCUUUAAUAAGGAGUUUGACACCGUUGCUCGACAGAAGGAGCAGGAGAUUGCACGUGUAAAGGAAAGGAACCUGAGGAUCCAAGAAAUCGUAGAACAGCUCGAACUCCAGGAGGUGGUCUGGGAGCCAGCUCUGACAGAUGAUGAGAUACCAGAGCACGCUCUCACUGUCCAGGAUUCAGAGAUUAAAGUUGAAAAAUACCUUACCCCACAGCAGAGAGCGAAAGCGGAGAUGAUGGCUAAGAUUGAAAUGGAAAGACGUCUUGCUGCUCUGAACAGUGCAAGACAACGUGCCCUUUAUGACAUGAUGAGUGGGGUCCUAGAAAUCAAAAAGGAAGACAUCUUGAAGAUAGAGAUUCCCGCACCUCCUUUUGUUUCUAAACCUGAUGCCCUUUGGAAUGAAGAAGAAAAGAAAGUAUUCAAGGAAUAUGAGAAAAAAGUUAAGGAGCUGAAUGAAGAAAGGGAAAAAUACAGAAAGACACUAGAAACUGAAUUGAAGAAACUUCAAACCUCCAUUCAGGAAACAACACAAACUUUUGAUGACACCGUAAGCAAGCUCUUUGAGCGGAAAGUUAAAUCAGAGAUGGUCAUAUACCAGGAGGAACUCAAAAUAAACAACCUCCUUUACUCUUUGCUGUUGGAUGAAGAGCUGAGCACAAGAGAAGCCGGACUGAAUCACUUCCUUGACAAGAAGCGGAAGGAGAAGCUCAGUACUUCAGAGGAGGUCCAGGUUGUACGAGCACAAGUUGAUGCUUACAGAGAGACCUAUGACAACUUAGUAGCUGAAGACAAAAUUCUGGAACGUGGCUUUAAAAAGGAAUUUUCUGAUGUUCCGGUGCAUCACAUUGAUCAUCUUUUCAAACUUUACAAACGCCGACCAAGAGCCCAGAAGAUCAAGAUGCACCUUGACACUGCUAACCCUUAUGGAGAUCGGCCAGGCUCAGCCAGAGCUUACAAAGAGGCACUCGCCCAUUUAAUGAAAGCCAUAGAUGAAAUGGAUGACCCUGAAAACAUGCCUGAGGGAUUAGACCUGCCUGUCUGGGAACGUUUCUGUUUGGCUAGACGAACAAAAGUGGAAGGCGAACAGCUGGUGAAACGGAAAGCCCUGACGCUAGCGGAGAUGCAGGCCUUUCUCCAGAAAAGGAUGGAUGAUGAUGAGAAGAUAAGGAUGGACAUUGAAAAAAUUUUAAAUGAACUCAAUAUGCUACGAGAGGAGAAGAUGAGGUUUCAACUGGAUUUGACUAUCCAAUUUCUGCUUAAACAAGGACAGGUGGAAUUGGAGAGUGCUGCUGAGCUAAUACCAGAUUAUACUGACGCUAUUCUCCUUCACAAGAGUGUUAUUGAAGAACUGAAUUGCACAAUCCGGGCUCAAGGAGAAAAGAAAAUUGCUAGCAUGGUGGAAAGUAAAGACUUCUCUAAAGGGAUAUUUCAGCUGGAAUGGGAACAUAAAAAAAUGAAGAUGCUGAUGGACGAUCUAAACCAGAGGGCUCGGGAUAUUCAAAAUCUGCAUCUUUCAAGAGAUCGCCAGCUAUUCCUACGCAUACUAAACUAUGACAGCCGCAUCACCCAACAGGUUUCAGUAAUGGAGCAGACGCUUGGUGUGAUGGAUAAGCUGCACAAGAAGAAUGUGAAGAACCAUCAGAAAGUAUUUAAAGAUCUGGAGAAGCGCAUCUGUCUAAAGGAACAAGCAAACUACAAACUCAGCCAGGAGCUGCAAGAAAUGCUUGUGUCUGUUUCAGAAAGGCGGCAUAUCUUUGAAGCAGCUGACACACAGCUGGUUUCUGAAAAAGCCGCAAAGGAGCAUUACCAGGAUAUUGUGCAGCGACGACAGCUAGUGGAUCUUGCAAAAGAACAGGCCGAAGAGAUUUCAGUUCUUCAGGCAGAAGUUGAAAGGCUGAGAAUGAGAACAUUUCCCGCCCUUUUUGAAAUGGAAUAUUAG